Molecule: messenger RNA, 1779 nt
Organism: Linum trigynum
Lineage: Eukaryota; Viridiplantae; Streptophyta; Magnoliopsida; Malpighiales; Linaceae
Source: the annotation of a GenBank genome assembly
AUGAUGGAUACAGCUACUGAGGUACCGAUAUAUGUUGGAGGGGAUGUCGACCGGGUUCAGCUGCUUCUUGAUCAAAUGUCAUAUUUUGAGUUGGUGAGUACAUUGAUCGAGGAUUUAGACUAUUCGUCGGUGGAAAGGGUGUGGUAUUUGACUCCGGGACAAAGUAUGGAACAUGGGCUGCACGAGAUACGCACUGAUGCCGACGUUAUUAAUGGUCUACUUGUGGAUGCCGAGCUCGGAGAGGUGUCUUUGUUUUUUGAAGCAACUAAGUUCAUUCAUGAGAUGGGAGACAACUAUGGGCAUAGUGAGGAGGUUGAAGAUGAGGAGGGUGACAACUCUGCUGUAGCCGAGUUCGUCCGGAUAGAUGAAGACGAUGCUCAAACGUCGGAUGAGGAAUAUCAUGAAAUACAGGCCCGUUAUCGUCGCAUGCUACAGAGGUCUAGGCUGGAGGAGACUGCAUCGAGGGAAGAAGUUGAUCAGUUGUUUGUAGACCCCAAUGAGGUGAACGAGCCUGUUCAACCUAGUGUGAAUGUCGAUGAAGAGGCAGCCGAUGGACAUGGAGAGGAGGUUCAACAAAGUGGUGAUAUGGGUGAUGAUGAAGCUCAAGGGUCUGAGGCAACAGUCUAUAGGGGUUCUGAAAACUCAGAUCAUGUUCGUGGCAACAUUGGCGAGGAAGAGGAAGUGUCCAUGAUCGACAAGUGUCGGUUUUAUGAUCCCAAAUGUGAUCAUAAGACAUUGUUGAUCACUACACAUAUGAGGUUUGCUAGUCCUGAGCAGUUUAAAGAGGCCAUUACAAGACAUUCCAUUGAGAUUGGUGCUGAUAUACGAUGGGUACGCAGUAGUCAGAAGAAAAAAGAGGUUGUUUGUGCCCAAAACUGUGGCUGGAGGGUGUAUGCUUCUUGGUAUGGGAAGAGAGAGACCUUUAUUGUCAAGGGUGUUGGGACACCACAUGACUGCCCUCGUUCUUUUCGCAAUCGUGGUGCUACUGCCAAGUGGAUAGCUACUGAAUAUCUUGAGAGGUUUAGGGUGGACCAAGAUUGGAAUGUGAAUUUGAUGGCAGCUGAGAUAAAGCAGAAGCACAACCUGGACGUGACACGAAAAGCUUGCUACCGAGCUCGCAUAGAAGCAAGGCGCAUUCUCCAUGGCACGUUGCAAGAAGAUUUUCAUCGGAUGCGUUCAUAUGUAGGGCAUCUUCAAAAAGUCGACCCGGAUGGAACAUUUCUUCUGGAGGUUGAUUUGGAGCCUGAAUCCGAGAAGGUCUACUUCAAGCGUUUUUAUGUGGGCUUUUCAAGCUUGUCUCGAGGGUUCUUAGAAGGUUGUAGGCCUUUCUUUUGCCUUGAUGGCUGCUUCUUGAAAGGGGAAGUUAAGGGCAUGCUACUUAGUGCAGUUGGAAAGGAUGGAAACAAUCACAUGUACCCGAUAGCGUGGGCAGUUGUCGAGUCUGAGAACGGGAGCUCAUGGACAUGGUUUAUUCAAACAUUGAAAGAACAAUUGCAUAUUGUGGAUGGAAACUGUUGGACUAUUGUUAGCGAUCAACAAAAGGGUUUGGUGGAUGCUAUCCAUGAGUGCUUGCCGCAUGCAGAGCAUAGGAAGUGUGCUCGCCAUGUGCAUGCACACUUUAAGGCUAAACACAGAUUUGAUAUGGCUACCACACUGUAUUGGGAAGCAGUCUACUCCACCAACGAGCCUGAUUGGAAAGCUGCCACUGCCAAGUUGAAGGAUCUUGGAGGGACUGUGUAUCAGGACUUUAUGGCCAUGGAACCAGAGAGAUUCUGUUGA